Messenger RNA from Tribolium madens (black flour beetle), 1350 nucleotides. RefSeq names its product probable chitinase 10. The transcript has 7 exons. Gene Ontology annotation, molecular function: chitin binding. The record is from RefSeq and is a predicted model, not a curated record. Gene Ontology annotation, cellular component: extracellular region. Lineage: Eukaryota; Metazoa; Arthropoda; Insecta; Coleoptera; Tenebrionidae. Bases 82 to 1257 code for a protein of 391 amino acids.
AAGAAGUCUUGACCGUGACUUUGAAACAAAUUCGCGAAUUGUGAGGAGUGAAGAAAUUAAUAGAAAGGGUAGACAGAAAAAAUGAGGGCAAUUUUUACAAGUGUUGUGUCAUUUUUUAUUCUCACAGGCAGCAAAAAUGCAGUUCUUUCAAGUUCGAUUAAACCGCGACAAAACGUCCAACAAUUCCAAAUAGCGGUAGUCUUGCCUCCUGGACAAAAUCUCACCCAAGGGGGCCAAACACCGAGUCCUGCCAACCCCGGAUUCGUCUGGGUGCAAGUUCCAGUCACUCCUCCAAAUCAACCGGCGAUAAUUCAACCCCCAUCACCAGUAAUUCCUCCAAUAAAUCAACCCCCGUUACCGGCAAUUCCUCCAAACAAUCAACCGAUUCCAGACGAUUUAUCAAAAAAAUGCCAAAAAUCCCGGGGGCAGUUUCCAAGCAAUUCCUGCAAUAAAUACAUCAAUUGUUGGGACGGGGUAGCUGUCGAACAAUUUUGUCCCGAAGGACUCCUUUUUAGUCCUCGAGGAUAUUGCGAUUAUCCCGAAAACGUUAAUUGUGGGGGCAGGCCGAUUGAAGGAAUGCCUCCUUCAAGUGCGACUCCGGGUCAAGCCACAACUGUAGCUCCACCAACAUUAAUUGUGACUCUACCUACAAUUGACCCUAAUUUAAGAAAAAAGUGUCUGAAACCAAGAGGACAAUUCCGAAGUGACACUUGCAAUAAAUUUGUUAAUUGUUGGGAUGACGUUGUGAUUGAGCAAGAGUGUCCUAAGGGACUUCUUUUCUCAAACAACGGAUAUUGCGAUUAUCCCAAUAACGUUAACUGUGGGAGUACCACAAAUCCAGAAAUUAGAAAUGAUAUAAAAAGUGAAUGUCCUCUCGAAUUUGGGACUUUCAGAGACAGACAAAAUUGCAGCAAUUAUUUUACUUGUAUAGGAGGGAAAAUUGUGGCUAAUUACACUUGUCCCAGCGGUUUUAAUUUUAAUGAUAAUAUAGGAGUGUGUGACUAUGAGGACCGAGUGGACUGCUCAAAAGAACCACUAAUUUUUAGCCCCAAAGCUAACUUUCUGUCAAAUAUUCCCAAAGAUUUUAUGAGCCAAAUUGAGAAUUGUAAACCUGGUUCAGUGUUUGCACUCAACCCACAAUGCACUGCUGCGUGCUUAUGUCACGAUGGUCUAUCUGAAGUGGUUCAAUGUCCAGUGGGCCUCGCCUACGAUUCGAAGACUGAUAAGUGUUUGCUUCCACAUUUAGCAAAAUGCUAAUUUAUUUAUUUUUCUUGGUUGUGGGUCCGACAGACGGGAUGGGACAGGUUGGGGUACUUUUUAAAUAAAUAGAAAUAAAAAUUAUACUCGAUA